Brienomyrus brachyistius is the source of this 3531-nucleotide messenger RNA. RefSeq names its product protein diaphanous homolog 1 (gene diaph1). NCBI's taxonomy places the organism in Eukaryota, Metazoa, Chordata, Actinopteri, Osteoglossiformes, Mormyridae. Bases 633 to 1964 code for a protein of 443 amino acids. The transcript is spliced from 10 exons. Gene Ontology annotation, cellular component: cytoplasm; actin filament. Gene Ontology annotation, molecular function: actin binding; microtubule binding. Gene Ontology annotation, biological process: actin filament polymerization. The record is from RefSeq and is a predicted model, not a curated record.
UGUGUCUGCUUGUGGAGAUUAUUCUCCAUGAAAACUUUCUCGGUGGCAGUAGAGCAGAAGUGUGGUACAGCUGUAUGACGAACAUCUGACACUUACUCACUGUUGGCUGGCCGGUCUCCAUUUCCACAGGGUAUUAGGACUGCUGGGUUAUGGGGCACUUGGUGCCGGAACAAUGACCAUUUAGUCCCGUUUUUCCCAUUGGAGGGGUGGGAUAUGGUUGGGGGGAUGAUUUUGUGAACCAAGCGGCAGGAAAUGGCUGAGGGAACGUUGGAGGUCAUGUUACAGAAUAAGCUUUCAUGAUGUCCAGCAGAUGUUAUGUGGCUCCUUUCAUCUGUGUAACACGCCAUACUUUCUGCUGGAAUGCAUGUCGUUUUACUCCCUGCUCUGGUGCCGUUUGAGCCUCACUGUUGGCAUUUUCACCGUGAGAGAGAUUUGUUAGCUGUAUGUGUGGGCAUUUGUUUAAACCUUAAGUCAAAGCCGGCCUGUUGUGCCACAGACGGUUGUGUAACUGCCUUUUAAAUGCUUAGCUUUCUAAUGAAGUUUCUUGGCUAGAAGUGACUUGAAUCGAAAACAGAGCAGCUUCUGCAUGUUUAAUUUUCCGUCUCUUUACAGUUAAGAAAGAUGCAGACGGGAUGGACGACAAGAAGGCAGGGCAAAAGAAGAAGGUCAAAGAGCUCAAGGUUCUCGACACCAAGGCGUCCCAGAACCUCUCCAUCUUCCUGGGUUCUUUCCGUCUGCCCUACGAGGAGAUAAAGAACGUCAUCCUGGAAGUGAACGAGAAGGUGCUCACGGAGUCUAUGGUUCAGAACCUGCUGAAGCAACUUCCUGAGCAGGAGCAGCUGAACGUGCUGGCGGAGAUGAAGGAUGACUAUGAGGACCUGGCAGAGUCCGAGCAGUUUGGAGUUGUGAUGAGCGCCGUGAAGCGGCUGAAGCCGCGACUCAGUGCCAUCCUGUUCAAGCUUCAGUUUGAGGAACAGAUGAACAACAUCAAGCCGGACGUGGUCUCUGUCACGGCGGCGUGCGAGGAGCUGAGGAAGAGCAGCAACUUCACCCAGCUACUGCAGAUCAUCCUGCUGGUUGGGAAUUACAUGAACGCCGGGUCACGCAAUGCAGGCGCCUUCGGCUUCAGCAUCAGCUACCUCUGCAAGUUGCGGGACACCAAGUCUGCGGAUCAGAAGAUGACCCUGUUGCACUUCAUAGCUGAUAUGUGUCAGGAGCAGUAUACUGACAUCAUGCACUUUACGGAGGAGCUCAUUCACGUGGAGAAGGCCAGCAAAGUGUCGGCAGAGACUCUGCAGAAGAACAUCGACCAGAUGGGCAAGCAGAUCAAAGACCUAGAGAAGGACAUUGAGACUUUCCCACCCCCUCAGUGCGACAAGGAUCUGUUUGUGGAGAAGAUGACCAGCUUUGUUGGCAAUGCACGGGAGCAAUACGAAAAGCUUGAUCUCAUGCAUCAAAACAUGAUCAAGCAGUAUGAGGACCUGGGCAAGUAUUUUGUCUUUGACCCCAAGAAGAUGUCAAUAGAGGAGUUCUUUGGCGACCUCAACAACUUCUGUAACAUGUUCCAGCAAGCAGUCAAGGAGAAUCAAAAGAGGAAGGAGGCUGAGGAGAAGAUGCGGAGAGCUAAGCUGGCCAAGGAGAAGGCUGAGAAGGAGAAGGAGGAGAAGCAGAAGAAGAGUCAGCUCCUGGACAUCAAUGCAGAUGGUGAUGAGACGGGCAUCAUGGAUGGCCUGCUGGAGGCGCUGCAGUCGGGAGCAGCCUUCAGGAGAAAGAGGGGUCCCCGGCAAGCCGCCAACCGGAGAGCUGGCAAUGCUGUGACCUCCAUCCUGGCCAAAGAGCUGCUGCAGGACGACACCUCAAGCACUCCCAAGAAGACCAAAAAGGAGGAGAGCAAGGCAGAGGUCCUGCAAGAGGCUGACCUGGAGCUUGAUCUGCUGGAGGACGCCCCAUCCCGUGCCAGUUAAAGAAGCGCCUUUUAACUGCUGGUCUGAGAGAGAUGGAGGGGCAAUAGAUAGACAUACUUUUGGUCAUUUCAGUAGGCUGCCUCCUACAUCCCCUUUGUGUAACUGUUACUGCGUCUUCCCCUUAACUCCAGCACAUGCUGAUUUUUCCACUACGCCUUCGACUGGCUCUAGAGUAGAUUUCUCCGUAGCUCCUGCUCCAUAACAAGAGCAGGCACCACAUCAAUCUCACUUUUGUUCUCAUUCUCUUGUAAUGCACUUUUUUCUUCCUCUGUCGCUCUGUCAUCUCUCGUAGUCCUAUUCCGACGUGCCUGACAGACGCAUGCGUGUGUGAGACAGGCAGCCUGAAUACUUCUCCUCUUGGGGAGAGCUCGGUGGAAUGGACCAUACAGCAGACGGUAGUUUCCAACGGGUCUGGUUAGUUUUAACAUCAUACCGCUGCACCUGCUUGUAUCUGUGUACAACUAUACAAGUGCAAAGUGCCACGAUUCCACAGCCGUCACCUGCAGUGUGUCCCUGACACAGUGAUACACGACAGGGCCCCCCCAUUUGCUGUGACAUCUUCACCACCUUUUGUAGCUGUCAAAGGGCUGGAUCAUCAACACAGUUUGAAUGUUUUUUUUUGCCCCCCAUGAUAAUCUUCAGUAUGGGGAUGUUAUUGUUGCUGAUGUUCGUUGAGCAUAGCGCACCUUAACACUGCUCUGCUCCCCUGGCACUGCAGUGGCGGGCCCCUCUCAAGGGCCCUGGAUGUUCUGUUACUUCGCUAUCAUUUCUGGUCAGCCGCUGUCGCUGUAGAAACAUGGUGUCCCUGGAUAUUACUUUGGAAGGAGUAGUGGUCACUGGGAAAAAAAGUGCUUGUACAGUUACUGAGGAUUAAAAGUGGUCACUGCUGACCUAGCACUGGGGUGUCCUCUCCCUCACUGCCCUUAAGUCAACCCCCUGAAGUGCACUUAGGAAUGGGAAAACAGUCACAGCAACUGUAGUUGAAGCAUCUCGUAAGACCCUGAUCCAUGACAAGGCUGGGCCUUCACUACACCGGUGAAGGGUUCAUAUCUUGUUAACAUUUUUUACUUUUUAGGGGUCUCUGUGGGAUCUGAUAGCCAUACAGACUAUGUUGGCUCAUCGAACUGGGACCAAUGUCAAAUCCAUGAUCUGUAUGUUUAUAGAGAGAACUAUGUAUGAACAACCUGAUAUCAGUGUUGUUCUCUAUACCCAGCACUGGCGACGUGCCUUGUCGAGAACACGUUUGUUGAAAUAUUAUCUAAGUAUUGUCUGCACGAUGCCAGUAGGAUGAUGCCAGUAAGGAAAUUAAAGAAAUACUGUAAUAUUUGGCUGACUUUCAGAAGCCAAAAAUGCUUGAUUAUUUUUUCUUUUAAAAUAAACUUUCUUUUCUAUACCAAUUUUUAUUCUGAAUAUUUUAAUAUAAGUAAUGGAUUCCAGUUGUGAUUUCACCAGGACUUUCCAGUUCACGGCGGUAUUAUUUGUAUAUUGAACUAUCUACUGUACCUAGACACCCUGUUAAGUUGAUAUUUUCCAAUCCCAUACAAUAAAGUGUCUUGAAUAUUGUGUA